AAAGGUGUCCUAGUAUACAUAUACAUGGGUAUGCUAGCUGUGUUCUGUACUAACGCUAUGAACAUACUGGCUGGUGUCAAUGGAGUCGAAACAGGUCAAUCUGUCAUCAUUGGGACCUCCAUAGCUGUAUUCAACGUCAUUGAAAUAGCCAGAGAUCAGUUUGCUGCUAAGCAUCUCUUUUCUUUGUAUCUCAUAUUACCAUUCAUUGCUGUAUCUCUCGCUCUACUCAGACAUAACUGGUAUCCUUCAAAAGUUUUUGUCGGCGAUACUUUGUGUUAUUUUGCUGGCAUGACUUUUGCUGUGGUAGCCAUUUUGGGAUCUUUUAGCAAGACAAUGCUUUUGUUUUUUAUACCCCAGGUUUUCAAUUUCCUUUAUUCUGUUCCCCAGCUGUUUGGCAUAAUACCCUGUCCAAGACACCGACUGCCAAAGUUUGAUAGAGCUACUGGACUCUUAGGAAUGAGCUAUGCUAAGUUCUCUCCCGACCAGAUGGGUCCUGGUGGAGCCGCUCUUUUAAAAACCCUCUCCUUCUUACGAUUAGCCAAAGUCGAGUGGUCCCCGCCCUCAGGGAAAGAAAAGAAGGCGGAGAUUAGCGUCAAUAAUUUGACUAUUAUUAAUUAUUUGCUUAAAUUUAUUGGCCCCACCCACGAGAGGACCCUCACCAUAUACAUAAUGACAGUACAGGUGGUAGGUACUAUUAUUGCUUUUAGUAUAAGAUAUGGGUUUGUGAGGUUUUUCUAUGACGUGGUACAAUAACAAUGAUUGUUUUUUCUCUUCUUAUAAAAUGAUACACUUACAUUUAAUCCUGUAAAA
Molecule: messenger RNA, 810 nt
Organism: Amphimedon queenslandica
Lineage: Eukaryota; Metazoa; Porifera; Demospongiae; Haplosclerida; Niphatidae
Product: UDP-N-acetylglucosamine--dolichyl-phosphate N-acetylglucosaminephosphotransferase-like
Exons: 5
Biological process (GO): dolichol-linked oligosaccharide biosynthetic process
Cellular component (GO): membrane
Molecular function (GO): UDP-N-acetylglucosamine-dolichyl-phosphate N-acetylglucosaminephosphotransferase activity
Source: RefSeq, a predicted model, not a curated record